This is a messenger RNA of Eubalaena glacialis (North Atlantic right whale), 2924 nucleotides long. RefSeq names its product DnaJ heat shock protein family (Hsp40) member C6 (gene DNAJC6). Gene Ontology annotation, biological process: clathrin-dependent endocytosis; dephosphorylation; synaptic vesicle uncoating. Gene Ontology annotation, molecular function: clathrin binding; phosphatase activity. The transcript is spliced from 19 exons. The record is from RefSeq and is a predicted model, not a curated record. NCBI's taxonomy places the organism in Eukaryota, Metazoa, Chordata, Mammalia, Artiodactyla, Balaenidae. Bases 130 to 2832 code for a protein of 900 amino acids. Gene Ontology annotation, cellular component: cytoplasm; intracellular membrane-bounded organelle; vesicle.
GGAGCAACUGAGAAGAGCGGCAAGAAGAGCCGGAGGCUGUUUUCUUCGCUGCGGCCGUGGAAGGCAACCCGGCGGCUGUGGCGGACGCGCUCGGCUUCCAAGGCGGCGCAGGGUGCCUCGUCUCCAGACAUGGAGCCCAGCUAUGGAGGAGGUCUCUUUGACAUGGUGAAAGGAGGUGCAGGGAGGCUCUUUAGUAACCUAAAGGACAACUUGAAAGACACCCUCAAAGACACAUCUUCCAGAGUUAUACAAUCUGUUACCAGCUACACGAAGGGAGAUUUAGACUUCACUUAUGUUACCUCCAGAAUUAUUGUGAUGUCCUUUCCUCUGGACAGUGUUGACAUAGGAUUCAGAAAUCAGGUUGAUGACAUUCGAAGCUUUUUGGAUUCCAGACAUCUUGACCACUACACGGUGUACAAUCUGUCGCCCAAGUCUUAUCGAACUGCCAAGUUUCAUAGCAGGGUCUCAGAAUGCAGUUGGCCCAUCAGGCAGGCCCCCAGUCUGCACAACCUCUUUGCUGUGUGUCGGAAUAUGUAUAACUGGCUACUACAGAACCCCAAAAACGUCUGUGUUGUCCAUUGCUUGGAUGGACGGGCAGCAUCAUCAAUUCUGGUUGGCGCUAUGUUCAUUUUCUGUAAUCUCUACUCUACUCCUGGCCCAGCCGUUCGGUUACUCUACGCAAAGCGACCAGGAAUCGGACUUUCGCCAUCCCACAGGAGGUACCUGGGCUACAUGUGUGACCUCCUAGCAGACAAACCCUACCGCCCUCACUUCAAGCCUCUCACUAUUAAGUCGAUCACUGUCAGUCCAGUUCCUUUUUUCAACAAACAGAGAAAUGGAUGUCGCCCUUACUGUGAUGUACUGAUUGGAGAAACCAAAAUAUAUACAACUUGUGCAGAUUUUGAACGAAUGAAAGAAUACCGUGUCCAAGAUGGAAAAAUCUUCAUUCCCUUGAGCAUCACUGUGCAAGGAGAUGUGGUUGUUUCCAUGUAUCACUUGAGGUCAACCAUUGGAAGCCGGCUACAGGCUAAGGUGACCAACACUCAGAUAUUCCAGCUUCAGUUUCAUACUGGAUUCAUUCCACUGGACACAACAGUUUUAAAGUUCACCAAGCCUGAGUUGGAUGCAUGUGAUGUACCAGAAAAAUAUCCUCAGCUAUUUCAGGUGACUCUGGAUGUAGAACUACAGCCCCAUGACAAAGUGAUAGACUUAACCCCCCCAUGGGAACAUUACUGCACAAAAGAUGUCAACCCCAGCAUCCUCUUCUCUUCUCACCAGGAGCAUCAAGAUACUCUGGUCUUAGGAGGACAGGCUCCAAUAGACAUCCCUCCAGACAACCCCAGACAUUUUGGGCAAGGUGGCUUCUUUUCCACUCUCUGUUGGCAAGAUCAGAAAUCGGAGAAAUCAUUCUGUGAGGAAGACCACGCUGCCCUAGUGAAUCAGGAAAGUGAACAGUCGGAUGAUGAACUUCUGACGCUUUCCAGCCCACAUGGCAAUGCCAAUGGCGACAAACCUCAUGGAGCCAGGAAGCCCAGCAAAAAGCAGCAGGAGCCAGCUGCCCCUCCACCCCCUGAGGACGUGGACCUUCUGGGUCUAGAAGGGUCUGCAGUGAGUAAGAACUUCUCUUCACCGGCGGCCCUUCCCACCAAUUCCGAACUUCUGAGUGACCUGUUUGGGGGUGGAGGUGCAGCCGGCCCUGCCCGGGCUGGACAGUCAGGGGUGGAGGACGUGUUUCAUCCGAGCGGACCUACAUCUACCCAGUCAACACCGCGCCGGUCCACCACCUCCACCUCCGCGUCUCCAACACUGAGAGUAGGAGAAGGUGCCACCUUUGACCCAUUUGGAGCACCUUCUAAACCAUCAGGUCAAGAUUUGCUGGGUUCUUUUCUGAACACAGCCAGUGCUUCCAGUGACCCCUUUCUUCAGCCUACGAGAAGUCCUUCACCUACAGUGCAUGCUUCUAGUACACCUGCUGUGAACAUUCAGCCAGAUGUUUCAGGAGGUUGGGACUGGAAUACUAAACCAGGAGGUUUUGGAAUGGGAAGCAAGUCAGCUGCCACCAGCCCAACAGGCUCGUUGCAUGGUACUCCCACCCAUCAAAACAAACCCCAGACUCUGGAUCCUUUUGCCGACCUUGGGACAUUAGGUGGUUCAUCAUUUGCCAGCAAACCCUCCACACCAACUGGAUUGGGUGGAGGAUUUCCACCUCUCAGCUCACCACAGAAAGCAUCUCCCCAGCCUAUGGGUGGAGGGUGGCAGCAGGGAGGUGGCUACAGCUGGCAGCAGACACAGUCUAAGCCACAGUCCAGCAUGCCCCACUCCUCUCCCCAGAACCGACCCAACUACAACGUGAGCUUCUCAUCCGUGCCUGGGGGCCAGAACGAACGUGGGAAAGGAGCAGCUAACUUGGAAGGGAAACAAAAAGCAGCUGACUUUGAAGACCUACUCUCUGGUCAAGGUUUUAAUGCUCACAAAGACAAAAAGGGCCCUCGAACAAUAGCUGAGAUGAGAAAGGAGGAAAUGGCUAAGGAGAUGGAUCCUGAGAAAUUAAAGAUUCUGGAAUGGAUUGAAGGCAAAGAGAGAAAUAUCAGAGCACUUCUGUCCACGAUGCACACCAUGCUGUGGGCUGGGGAGACUAAGUGGAAACCAGUUGGCAUGGCAGACCUGGUCACACCAGAGCAGGUGAAGAAGGUGUACAGGAAGGCUGUGCUGGUGGUGCACCCAGAUAAAGCUACUGGGCAACCUUAUGAACAAUACGCAAAGAUGAUUUUCAUGGAGCUCAAUGAUGCCUGGUCUGAAUUUGAAAAUCAAGGCCAAAAGCCCUUGUAUUAAUUUAUGAGCUUUUCCAUCUCUGCUGCAGACCUGUGCUAAUGCUUAAUGUGUGUCACAGUUCUGAGGUUUUCACAGGUGAACCAAAAAACUCC